CGGAUCCAGAGCAAGUGCUACAGGCGAUGCUGGGAGGUGUAGUGAGUACGUGGGCGGGGCCCAAAGUUCCAUCGCGGCCUGGGAGUCUCCCGAGGGAGGCAAGGGGAGCAUUUUCUCGCUCUGGCCAGGGCUGUCAAAUGAGGGCUGAUCCCAGAUGGGUUUAGCCCCGGCCCUCACACUCAAUCUGAUCUCGCGGAUAAUAAUCCGACCCGGAGACGGUUCUUUGGGAAAGGGCCGUGAGAAUAAACAGAGAGGCCUCCUUUGCUGAACCGUGCAGUGGUCUCCGAGGAGAAAGUGGAAGAUACUCCGACGGGUCUUGAAAGACGCGGUCCUGUCCUCCUCCCUUUUGUUCUUUUUCCUCCCCUGCUCUUGGCCUCUAAGUGGCCUUUGUACGGCAGAGUGAAACUCCAAGUCCCGGCAGGCCGAGAGGCGCGCGCACGCGCGGUGGAGCUGCUCCGCCACGCCGCAGGAGGAGGUCUGAUAGUUUGGCAUCUGAUUGGCCCGGUGUUUUAUGAGUUUUCUUCUCUGAUUGGCUGAGCUUGCUGCCGGAAAGGUCCCGAGCCCGGAGAUGGAAGAGCAGAGGCGUUCUAUGGGCUGGGUUGAAAGCCUCAUCCCCCAAAUAGCAUCGUCCUGACCCCCAGCCCAGGGGCCACCUAGCCAGUGGCUGUUCUCUCCCAGCAUUGCGUUUAUUCGGUGUUAACAGAGACACGGAGAGCGGGGCACGCUCGCAGGUCAGGGAGGAGAGUGACUGUUCCUGGGCCUUCCCCUCCUACCCUGCGACCAGAACUCCAGCCCUAGGGAGUGGGCAGGGCCUCUUGCCGAGCCUCACGCCCUGCUUUUCGCCUCCUUCAGCGUUGUCUGCUAGCUGCUUUUCCUGCUCUCUCUCCCAAGAGACGAACGCUUGAGCCCGAGAUGGCAGCCACCCUGCUCAUGGCUGGGUCCCAGAGGAGACGUAAUGCCAUUGCCUUCUCGACGUUUCUAACCAUGUCUCUAAUUUCAAGAAGAGAAGCUGGUACUAAACUCCCAGAUACCAAGUAGUGAGGAAGCGUUGUGUGCUUUCAGGCCCCUGUGACGUUUGAAGACAUGGCCAUGUACCUCACUCGGGAAGAAUGGAGACCCCUGGAUCCUACCCAAAGAGAUCUUUACAGGGAUGUGAUGCAGGAGAAUUAUGGAAAUGUUGUCUCACUGGAUUUUGAGAUCAGGAGCGAGAACGACGCAAACCCGAAGCAAGAGUUUGGCGAAGACGUGGAAUUCGUGACCAUGGCCGAAGAGCCGGCCGAGAACGCCGAGAAGAACGCCGACGGCGAAGAGGCCUUUGGACGCGGAGACGGGGCGGGGAGACGGUGGGGCGAGCUGACGGCGGAGGAGUGGGUGAGCUACCCGCUCCAGCAAGUCACCGACCUGCUGGCGCACGAGGACGGCCCCCCGGGCAUCCGCUACCACAUAUGCUCACAGUGCGGGAAGGCCUUCGGGCAGAUGGCGGACCUCCACCGGCACCAGAAGACGCACGCGGGGGACAGGCCCUACAAGUGCUACGAGUGCGGCAAGGGCUUCAGCCGCAGCUCGCACCUCAUCCAGCACCAGCGGACGCACACGGGCGAGAAGCCCUACGACUGCAGCGAGUGCGGCAAGAGCUUCGGCCGCAGCUCGCACCUCAUCCAGCACCAGACCAUCCACACGGGCGAGAAGCCGCACAAGUGCGCCGAGUGCGGCAAGAGCUUCUGCCGCCUGUCGCACCUCAUCCAGCACCAGCGCACGCACAGCGGCGAGAAGCCCUACGAGUGCGGCGCCUGCGGCAAGAGCUUCAGCCGCAGCUCGCACCUGGCCCAGCACCAGCGCACGCACACGGGCGAGAAGCCCUACGAGUGCGACGAGUGCGGCCGCGGCUUCAGCGAGCGCUCGGACCUCAUCAAGCACUACCGCGUGCACACGGGCGAGCGGCCCUACCGCUGCGACGACUGCGGCAAGAACUUCAGCCAGAACUCGGACCUGGUGCGCCACCGGCGCGCGCACACCGGCGAGAAGCCCUACCACUGCGACGAGUGCGGCGAGAACUUCAGCCGCAUCUCGCACCUCGUCCAGCACCAGCGCACCCACACCGGCGAGAAGCCCUACGAGUGCGGCGCCUGCGGCAAGAGCUUCAGCCGCAGCUCGCACCUCAUCACCCACCAGAAGACCCACACCGGCGAGAAGCCCUACGAGUGCGGCCAGUGCUGGCGGAGCUUCGGCGAGCGCUCGGACCUCAUCAAGCACCAGCGCACCCACACGGGCGAGAAGCCCUACGAGUGCGUGCAGUGCGGCAAGGGCUUCACGCAGAGCUCCAACCUCAUCACCCACCAGAGGGUGCACACCGGGGAGAAGCCCUACGAGUGCACUGAGUGCGACAAGAGCUUCAGCCGGAGCUCGGCCCUCAUUAAGCACAAGAGAGUUCAUACCGACUAAGCCCCCCCCCCCCUGCGGUGCUAAGGGAGAAAUGACUCGUGGGAAGGUCGGCUGUCUCUGGUGUCGGCGAGCUCUCUUAAGACAGCGCCUUUUAACCUUCCGACUUCCUGUCUUGUGAGGCCACAGUCUAGAACAGGAGAGAAGACGACCCUUUUGAAAGUUUAACCCGCAGCUCUGGGGACGUGCUCCCCUCCUCCAAGAUAGGGAUUUUUAUUCACUGGUCAUUACGUGCAUUGCUUCGUCGGUCAGCCCCCCCUCCCAACCCCAAGUAACUUGGAGGCUGAAGACCAGAGGACAAGAUGCUGGUGGAUGAGGCCUGGAGGUGGAGUAGACCUUUAAAAAGUUGUGUUGUUUUGUUUCCUCUCGUAUCUUUGGCCCAAAGAGACUGCAGUGGGAACGUAGAACUGAAACAGGGUGGUCGCAGCGGCUUCGGCAGAAGGCAGGCGGACUUGCCCUGAGUUUUUGUGGGUCACACACUGGCCGCUGGGCUCCCAUACUUCCCUCCCGAAGGGCUUUGGUUUUGAGUAACUCCCACUCGUAUCUUACCAUCUUCUUGCACACAGGAUUCAGCACGCUGAAGGCAGCGAUCGCAUCGUUUCUCUUUGUUUCUCAAGGAGCAUAGCUUGCAUGUUUUUCCGAGCUGACCGAAGAUUCAGAGCAAAAGGAAAAAGGAGGCGCAGGUUUGGGGACCAAGGGCCCGAGGAUGGUGACGACGUUAGCAAGCGAUACAUACCCAUCGAUACUGCCACUAGUCAGAUUUAUGUGUUUUCUUUAAAAAUCACCUUAGGGAUCAUAGUACGGAGACUGCCUUUAGGAAAAGAUAGGGCUGGAAGGGAUGACAGGAUGAAAGAAGGAAGGGAACUGACCCCUGGGCAGGAAAGGGAGCGCAGAAACCUUCCCAGAGGACGUCAUCUCUGUGUGCCGUCCAGCCUUUACGGUAGCUCGCCCCUGUACUGCUCGCCCUGGAGUUUGGUGGGUCCACACCCCAGGCUUUAUCCUAGCUUGCAUUAAGGCAUGUGUCUGUACAGUGAAAUGUGUAUUCUGAUAGCAGCAACCGAAUUCCUAAGAAUCAGCAUGUUCUUGCGUGACGUAGAUCCUAAGAUAGAACUGUAACAUAACUCCAGUGUGAGAAUCUUUCUUUUGUUAUGGAAGAAAAUUAACAUCAGUGCUCAGGCUUGCCCUGGCCUGUAAGGUUUGGUUUUGUACAGAACUGAACGCUUGUGCGUGUUCAUCAGUUGUGAGAGAAUGGCUGGACGGUUAGAUCCAUUGUCCUCUCUCAGACUUAGUUAUCUCCUCCUGUGAUGAAAUGGCCUCAUCCGAAGAAAUACAUCUAGACAGGAAUGUGUUUCCGGCCUCCAGAUAAAAAUAGUUAAAAAGGUACCUCAGUUCUCCUUAGGUAGCCCAUGUAUUGGUGCUUAUCCAGCCUUGGGGGGAUGGAAGGGAGUUGGCACCCAGGAGCUGGGGCUGGGAUGUAUAUAAAUUAUAUAUAUUUCCAUCAAUCACUGGGUAUAUAUAUAUAUAUAUAUAUCCAGUAUAUUUCUGUGGUGCUUAGUUGCAAAUGUAACUUUAUUAUUUUUUUAUUAAAGAAAACCCUUUUUUGUUUAAUUUUUUGGGAUUUGGCACUUAAAGAGAGUGCUUUCACUACAAAAAGUCACUGUGACCACAGCUAGGGGACACCGUAUCACUAGCUAGUGAUAACUGCAAAUGCAACUGAAUGAAAAACUGCUCCAAGAGCCUCUUAAGUGGUCACUUCCAUUUGAGUGUGGACUCGAGCCAGGGCACAUGGUUUCUCUUCUGUACAAAAUCUAGCCGACUGGGUACUCAUAUUUUAACUCCUAGGUGACUUACAUUCUCUUGGUUACUAAACUCAGAUAUGUCUUCUGUAUCAGUGUAGCUGGUGACUUACGUGGAGUUCAGCGUUCUCUCAUUGCUUCUUUGAGCCACUGUAAGUGACUGCUUGGGAGUGGCCUGUAGAACACAGCACCUCUGACCCAACUUCAUACACCCCCUUUCCCUCCUGUUUCCAACACAGACACACACACACACAUACACAUACAUACAUGCACAUGCAUGCGCACCCCUGUGCCCCAAACCCCGCUGCACCCCCACCGCUUCCCUCAAGCGCACCUGGCCUUCCUGUAAAGGUUAUGCCACGUCCCGAUGGCUGCUUUUGCCUUCUAGGAGCUGAAGGGCUCCCAAAGGUUUCUGAUCGCCUGUCCAUCUCUCCAUCUGUGUCCAUCACCCCAGCUGGGUGGCUAAAAGGGCAACGGCCAUGCCAUCUCUGGCCACUCUGCUGCGCUCAGUGGCUGCCCUUCCUGUGCUGAACUUUGUGGAAGUCUGCCACACUUCACUAACGCUAUCUGCAUGCCUUCUGUUCGCAAGUCCCUGUUUCUGCACCCACCCAGACACUCUGUGCCUGUGUUCUAUGGUUGUGGAGAGUGGAUGAACAAGUAAAUCUGUAGAGCAGAUUCCCUUGGUAUUGGUCAGUUACCCUAGUAUCUUGUCUAUCGCUGUAUUAUCUAACAACACUCUACAAUUAAAGAUAUAAUUUUUAAAAUCAAAACAA
This is a messenger RNA of Meriones unguiculatus (Mongolian gerbil), 5008 nucleotides long. RefSeq names its product zinc finger protein 436 (gene Znf436). Lineage: Eukaryota; Metazoa; Chordata; Mammalia; Rodentia; Muridae. The record is from RefSeq and is a predicted model, not a curated record. Gene Ontology annotation, biological process: regulation of transcription by RNA polymerase II. The transcript has 3 exons. Gene Ontology annotation, molecular function: DNA-binding transcription factor activity; RNA polymerase II cis-regulatory region sequence-specific DNA binding. Bases 1084 to 2442 code for a protein of 452 amino acids.